Messenger RNA from Cuscuta epithymum, 932 nucleotides. NCBI's taxonomy places the organism in Eukaryota, Viridiplantae, Streptophyta, Magnoliopsida, Solanales, Convolvulaceae. The record is from the annotation of a GenBank genome assembly.
GCGGUCGAUCAACUUCCUUCAUCCAUCAAAUUCAGCACCAAACAAACAUAACUAAGCUAAUCAUUACAUAAUCUUUAGCUUGUUGUACGUAAAGAAAGUAGCUUAAUUAACUACUCGUAUAAGCUAUUUAUUCAUUAUAUUAGUAGUAGUAAUCAUAUAACACAUGACGACAGUGUGGAGUUUAGCGGCAGCAAAGCCAGUGGUGAUAUUCAGCAAGAGUACGUGCUGCAUGACCCAUGCUGUUGAUGUACUUCUCACCGGUUUCGGGGCAAGCUUCACCGUUUACCAGCUUGACGAGCUCUCAAACGGGCUCGCCCUAGAGCAGCAGCUCAUGCAGGUCUGCCCCGCCCCAGGAACAUCAUGGGGCGGCAGCGGGAUAGGAAAGCCAUACUUGCCCGCGGUGUUCAUAGGGGGUAACUAUGUUGGGGGACAAAAUGAGGUCUUGUGCCUCCAUCUCAAGGGAGAACUUGUCCCCUUGCUCAAGAAGGCUGGAGCCAUUUGGCUCUAAUUUUGGUUAAAUAUUAACCAAAAGAUUGGUUGCCAAUCUCUAUACGUAUUUAAAUGUAGAGAUGGAUCACUACAUAAAUUAAAUACGGAGUACAUAAUACCGUAUCAUUAAGGAAAUUGCAAUUAUAUUGCUAAUUUGGCUAGCUACUAGGGUUAAUUAAACUUCUUUUUAUAGUUUUAUCAGCUGCAUGUAUGCAUGCUUGCUAGCUUGAACAAAUUAGUAAAUGCGGCCUGUAUAUUGCAAAUACUGCAAUAUAAUGUGAGCUAGCUGCUAUAGAUUUUCAUAAUAAAUUAAAUCAUACUCCGUAUGUAUUUAAGUCAUAAUAAUAUAUCUAAUGGAUAUCAUGGAGUCAGACUUUUCGUUCUUUUGGCGUGUAAUUAUUGGUACAUUUACAUUUCUGUUCAAUUUGUUGAAGUAUAUGAAG